Messenger RNA from Penicillium cinerascens, 1635 nucleotides. RefSeq names its product Arginine permease CAN1. The transcript has 2 exons. The record is from RefSeq and is a predicted model, not a curated record. Gene Ontology annotation, molecular function: amino acid transmembrane transporter activity. Bases 1 to 1635 code for a protein of 544 amino acids. NCBI's taxonomy places the organism in Eukaryota, Fungi, Ascomycota, Eurotiomycetes, Eurotiales, Aspergillaceae. Gene Ontology annotation, biological process: amino acid transmembrane transport. Gene Ontology annotation, cellular component: membrane.
AUGGCUUUUGAAGACAAAUUAAAAGAGCCCACCGUGGGCAAAUCUAAGGAAGCCUUCGACCAAUUCGGUGAUGGUAGCGAUGAUAUUCCACGAGAGUCAAGGCAGAUGCCAGCGCUGAAGCGCAAGCUGAAGAGCAGACACCUGCAAAUGAUUGCAAUCGGCGGCACAAUUGGCACCGGUCUAUUCAUCGGAAGCGGCACAGCUCUAGCAAACGCAGGACCCGUUGGUGCACUGAUCGCCUAUAUUUUCAUCGGCUCCGUUGUGUUUUCUGUCAUGGUAUCUCUGGGAGAAGUUGCAACCUAUAUCCCAGUUGCGGGAGCGUUCACCUCCUACGCAACGCGACUGGUAGAUCCCAGUCUGGGCUUUGCCAUGGGCUGGAUAUACUGGUUCUCCUGGGCAAUCACUUUUGCUCUGGAACUCACGGCGACGGGACUAAUCAUCCAAUACUGGGACUCUACUAUCCAGAUUUCGAUAUUCAUCGGGGUAUUCUGGGUAUUGAUCACGGCGCUCAACUUCCUCCCGGUCAACUUCUACGGCGAGCUUGAGUUCUGGUUCUCCAGUAUCAAGAUAUUGACGGUAAUCGGGUUCAUAAUUUUCGCCAUUUGUGUGGAUGCCGGUGUUGGUCAACAAGGAUAUCUCGGCUUCCAUAAUUGGGUGCAUCCAGGCCCGUUUGCCGAUUACCUGGUGACGCCGGGUCCAACAGCCAAGUUUGUCGGCUUCUGGGCGGUUCUUAUUCAAGCCGGCUUCUCGUGCCAGGGCACCGAGCUGGUUGGCCUUGCUGCGGGUGAAAGUGAAAAUCCACGAGAGACCGUUCCUAAGGCUAUUCGGACGACGUUUAUUCGGAUUAUUCUUUUCUACGUUCUCUCUGUGUUUUUCAUCGGUCUUCUGGUGCCGUCGGAUAACAAGGAACUUCUUUCGGGGGGAUCAAAUGCAGCGGCAUCACCUUUUGUCAUCGCUGCGAAAUUGGCCGGGAUCAAGGUCUUACCCAGUCUUAUUAAUGCCGUCCUCUUGAUCGUUGUUCUCUCUGCCGCCAACGCGAAUAUCUACAGUGGCAGUAGAAUGUUGAUCGGACUCGCGCACGAACGCUUCGCACCCGCCUUCUUCAACAAGACCACCAAAGGAGGCGUGCCCUAUUACGGAGUGGUUGCAACCUCCGCAUUUGGUCUUCUCGGUUUCUUGAACGUUUCAAACUCCGGUUCUACCGUUUUCAACUGGCUGCUAAACAUCACCGCAGUUGCAGGAUUUAUUUUGUGGGCGUCCCUCAACGUCUGUCACAUUGCGUUCAUGCGUGCUCUGAAAGCCCGUAAAAUGUCUCGAGACCUGCUACCUUACAAAGCACCGUUUCAACCAUUCCUCGCAUAUUACGGACUGUUUUUCAAUGUCCUCAUCAUGUUGACCCAAGGUUUUACCGCGUGGAUUCCUACAUUUAGCGUGCAGAGCUUUUUCAUUGCAUAUGUCAGCCUUAUUCUGUUUGCUGUGCUGUAUAUUGGACACAAGAUCAUGUUCCGUGACAGACUGGUGUCUCCCAUGCAAGCCGAUCUUGAUACCGGACGUCUCGAGAUUGAAAGUGAAUAUUGGGAGACAACGGUGCCUACCACUUGGUAUGGCAAAGUCUGGCUUUGGAUCACUGGUUAA